AACGAAAAAUUGAGGGUGUUUUAAGCAAAAAAACUGAAAAUAGAAUGGCUACACUUCAGCUCAAUCUUCACUCCGUGACCGGAGGGCAACGCCGACCUGCGUGCCGGUCCGUCAUUACACCAAUACGGUGCGCAGCUGAGCGUCAGGCGCUUUUUAAUCGCAUUGCGCCUGUCUAUGAUAACUUGAAUGAUUUGUUGAGUUUAGGGAGGCAUAGAGUAUGGAAGAGGAUGGCUGUUUCUUGGAGCGGAGCAAAAGAAGGAGAUACUGUGUUGGAUGUGUGUUGUGGAAGUGGGGAUUUGGCCUUUCUGUUGUCUGAGAAAGUCGGAAUCAAUGGCAAGGUUAUUGCUCUCGAUUUCUCAAAAGAGCAAUUAAAGAUCGCUGCAUCUCGACAGAGCGAGCGAUCGAAAUCCUGCUACAAGAACAUUGAGUGGAUUGAAGGUGACGCAAUGGAUUUACCAUUCUCCGGCUCUUCUUUCGACGCUGCAACCAUUGGCUACGGGCUAAGAAACGUAGUACAUAGGAAAAAAGCUCUAGAAGAGAUGUGUCGAGUUUUAAAACCUGGUUCAAAAGUAUCCGUUCUUGAUUUCAACAAAAGCACGAGCCCGUUAACCUCUUCACUUCAGGAUUGGAUGAUUGACAAUGUAGUGGUUCCUGUGGCCAAUGGGUAUGGCCUAGCAAGUGAGUAUCGGUACUUGAAGAACUCGAUCAAGGAAUAUCUUUCAGGUAAUGAACUUGAGAAGCUAGCUUUCGAAGCAGGGUUUUCCGAGGGCAAACAUUACGAGAUCGAUGCUGGCUUUAUGGGAAAUUUAGUAGCAACUCGUUAGUAAGUGUAUUUCUCGCCACUUUUGUUUCUUCAAUAUAUAAAAACCCUUUUUUUUUUCUAUUUUCAAAACAAACGGGACCAAUA
Messenger RNA from Erythranthe guttata (spotted monkey flower), 907 nucleotides. RefSeq names its product S-adenosyl-L-methionine-dependent methyltransferases superfamily protein (gene MENG). Lineage: Eukaryota; Viridiplantae; Streptophyta; Magnoliopsida; Lamiales; Phrymaceae. Gene Ontology annotation, molecular function: 2-phytyl-1,4-naphthoquinone methyltransferase activity. Gene Ontology annotation, biological process: phylloquinone biosynthetic process. The record is from RefSeq and is a predicted model, not a curated record.